Molecule: messenger RNA, 1281 nt
Organism: Osmia lignaria (orchard mason bee)
Lineage: Eukaryota; Metazoa; Arthropoda; Insecta; Hymenoptera; Megachilidae
Product: very long chain fatty acid elongase AAEL008004-like
Biological process (GO): fatty acid elongation, monounsaturated fatty acid; sphingolipid biosynthetic process; fatty acid elongation, saturated fatty acid
Cellular component (GO): endoplasmic reticulum membrane
Molecular function (GO): fatty acid elongase activity
Source: RefSeq, a predicted model, not a curated record
UACGUAGUAUUUCUAUCGUUUUCAGCACUGGCCCCAAACGCACAUCGAUAAACACAGUGAUUCGGUCAGGUGAACAUUUCUGUUUUCUGAUUAACAGUGACUACGGGCAAAAAUGAGUUUAGCAAGUUGGUACCAUUACUUAAAUACGGAAGAAGCCGAUAUAAAAACGAAUGACUGGUUUUUGGUAAGCUCUCCUGUGCCUAUAAUUCUCAUCACAUUCGCGUACUUGUACUUUGUGCUAAAAUGUGGACCAAGAUACAUGGAAAACAGAAAACCAUACUCUUUUAAAACCUUCAUCAGAUUGUAUAACUUGUUUCAAGUUGUGACGAACAGCAUGAUCGUGUAUCACAUAUUUGAGGCUGGAUGGUACAGAGAUUACUUUAUCUAUUGUAGACCGAUAGAUCCGGCUAUCACACCUGCAUCUAUGAAGUUCGCCCAUAUAUCAUGGUACGUGCUAGCCCUGAAGGUCUUUGACUACACCGAGACGGUGUUGUUCGUGCUGAGGAAGAAACAACGACAGAUAUCAUUUUUACAUCUGUAUCAUCAUGUAACGACAGUGUUUGUUGCAUGGGUGUUUGUAAAAUACUCGCCCAAUGGAAUGGCGAUUACAGUUCCGAUGGUCAAUUGCGGAGUACACGUGAUAAUGUACACAUAUUAUUUUUUGGCAACGUUCGGACCAAGAGUGCAACGAUACCUUAACGUAAUUAAACCUGGCAUCACCAUCAUUCAAAUGGUGCAAUUUGUCAUAUUGUUAGCAUACUUAUCGACUGCAUUCGUUCCUGGUUGCAAGGACGUUAAAAUAAUAUCCGGAAUAGUAAUAGUGGACCUAAUCAUCAAUUUCUAUUUGUUUUAUCAAUUCUACCAGGAGACUUACAAGAAACCAAAGCGUUCAUAAACAUUACGAAUCUUUGCAACGUUCCUGGAAGAAUGUUGAAGAAGAAACAUUUCAACAACUUGCUCAAACACUCGACACGUUUACCUGCUCAAAGUGUUUUUUUUUUUUUUUUUUGUACCAUAUACUUAUAUAAGUAAGAGUGUCGACAAUAAUCAUCCGCUCUACCAAAUGUUAGUAACCUGAAUGAACAGAAAUAUCAGUUUCACAGGAAUACUACAAACUGCCAAUAUUUUAUUAAUAAUUGAUCUUGAAGAACACAUGCCUAAUUAGGCACGGAUGCUACUUUAUUUUUUUACAAAAUUUCACAGCUGGUCUCAUACUUUUUUUCCUACCCCCUCAUACCUGAGAAUUUGCAAAAAUGUUAAUAAAUAUUUAAAUAACGAAUA